Molecule: messenger RNA, 2685 nt
Organism: Penicillium cinerascens
Lineage: Eukaryota; Fungi; Ascomycota; Eurotiomycetes; Eurotiales; Aspergillaceae
Product: Hid1 family protein
Exons: 7
Coding region: 1-2685 (894 amino acids)
Cellular component (GO): membrane; Golgi trans cisterna; Golgi medial cisterna
Source: RefSeq, a predicted model, not a curated record
AUGGGGGCCUCGGAGUCAAAGUUGGUAUUCAAGCAGGGCAUCUUCCGCCUCUCCGAAGAGAAGGAGAUCCCCGCUGACGACCCGUACUGGACGCGUUUCUGGGAACUCCCUGAAUCCUCCGAGGACAUCUUCAGCUUGUUCACGCCCGCCGACAUUCGACGAACGCGCGACCAUGCCUUUUCCAACUUUGAAACGCUGUUACUGUCGGUCUCAUCGCGACUGAUAGUCCUUAAGAACCACCCCUCAUUUCCCGACCCUGAUCUAGCUCCCGAUCGUGAUGUGCUCAACUGCAUUCGCAUCCUCACCCGUCUCCUGCCCUUUGUCUACGAAGCCGAACACCUUGAAGACUGGGAAGAGAAAUUCUUCUGGACUCGUCGCAAGAAGAAGACCAGACAGGCACAGAUUGCUGGCGAGGUUCUCUUUGAUGACUCACAAGCGGAAGGCCUGCAAGGCUCCUCACCUCGAGGGGAAGAGUACGAGGAUGUGAAACCUCUUGGCGAAGAGCUGAUUGACACUCUUCUCGAUCUACUCUUCUUCGCUGACUUCACUAUUCCAAUGCUUCCUACCGCGAAGAGCAAGAUUUCGUACUCUAUUUGGCAGAGUGGUGUGGGCUGCAACACGGCCAUGGGAUCAAACAAGACAUUGGAGAAUAAUCGAUGCGAGAUUGUGCGCCUGUUGUUGACUAUGACAGGCAAGGCUAUGUACUUACCAUCCAAUACCCUUCCUGUGCAAGGUGUCAGGGCUAUUACCUAUAUCACCACGUGCCAGGACAAGCAGGCCGUCCUAACGCUUCUAUGCUCCCUUCUCAAUACGGCUAUGAAAUAUAACCCCGCUACUUGGAGGGUUCCAUACGACCAUGUUGUGUGGAAAGAUCCCAAGCAGAUCCUGGUGAUAUACUGCUUGCAGUUCCUCCUCGUUCUGCUCUUAUACCCUAUUCCAGAGGAUGGUCGCGGAGCUCCGCCAAAAAACUACUACCGCCACUACUUUGGGAGACUUCAUCGGCCGCAGGACUUCCAGUUCCUUGUGGAUGGCAUGACAAGAAUCUUGAACCAGCCUAUGCAAGCCACAAAUUCCUAUCUCCCGGGAAGUCAAAGAUCGGUGAAAUGGGCACCCGAGAUCCUCAUCCUCUUUUGGGAGACCUUGCAAUGCAACAAGCGGUUCCGGUCAUUUAUCAUUGAUUCCAACCGCUCCCACGAUUUCGUGAUUCUUUGCAUAUUCUACGCGAUGGAGUACAGAACGGAUCCAUCCAAGCAAGGCGUGGUCCGGAUGUGCAUUUUCAUUCUUCAAACUAUGAGUGCAGAGCCUACUUUUGGCAAAAGCCUGAACAUGAGUUUCGAGGCACAGGAAACCCUGCCUCAGUCUAUUAGACUACUAAAGUUCCGGGGCUCGUAUGCCGACUAUCUCAUCAUGUCGGUUCACACCCUCAUGGCUACCAGCAAAGGUAAUCUCGAUACUGUCUAUCCCGCUCUUCUUAUUGUUCUCAACAAUAUCGCCCCCUACAUCAAACAUAUCUCCCCGAGCGCCUGUUCCAAGGUCAUGCAACUCUUCUCCUCGAUGUCUGCACCCAGCUUUCUACUGGCCAAUGAGACGAAUCACACCCUUCUUGCUUCGCUGCUUGACGUUGUCAAUGCAAUCCUCGAGCACAACUUCACGGAAAACCCGUACCUGGUUUACGCAGUCUUGAAGUACAAAGAACGAUUCGAGGCUGUCCGGGCGUUUACUCUCGAAAGUGGCCAGCAGGAGAUUGAGCGCCAGAAAGAGAAGCAGAAGGCAGGAGAUACAGCAGGGGAUAUUACCACCAGCCCAACACUUUCGCACUCGGAAGACGAUCUUCACGCUCCCUCGGGCGCUCGAUCGUCUCUGACUCGGAUUCCAGAAGAGAACAGCGCCUUUGCGAUUGGCGAGGAUGAUUCCGAUGAUGAGGGAGGACAUGAAGGACAGAACACUCCGUCUCAAUCGUCUCCGUCGGCUCAAACCUCACGCCGGCCCUCCGUUGCCUCUACGGCCGAUGAGAGCAUCUCUCAGGUCCGGGGGAUGUCCGAAAAGGCACGUGGCAAGAUGCCUGCUGGAAGACCAUCUUUCUCGCGCCAGAACAGCAUGACCAGCCAGACCAGCAUGUCUAUGUCUGCUUUGUUCACAACAUCCUCUACCGGCUUCAUGCCAACUGUUGCUUGGCUUGAAUCUUGGCUUCCGGAGCUUCCUCUGCAUACGAUCCUCACCAUCAUCUCCGCCAUCGCACCCCACAUCCCCGGGGCGGCACUCCAACCCACAUCUAGCCCUGAGGCUCGUACCUUGAUCAACAACCUUCCAUCCUUCUCUGAAGAACCCCAGAUCAAGAGCAUCACGUCGGAGCCUACCCCGAUCCGUGCCCAGUCCUUUGAAUGGUCGGCACUGUCGAUGGGUUGGUACGAGUCGCUUCUUUGGGGAUUCAUCUUCUCCAGUGAAAUGGUCGUCGGCUCCGCUGCGAGUGCGACGCCAGGCACCGUUGGUGUUUGGAAUGGAACCAGCAUCCGGCUCUUUAGGGUACAGGAGGCAGCCGCUCAGGGUCCCACGUUGUUGGCCCCGAAGGGCGCUGUAGAUGCGGUCGGUAGCAACCUGGUACAGCGCAUUGGGAACCUCAGCCUUCGAGGCCGCAACUCGAUUUCCCAGGAGGCUGGACAAUCCCCGAGUGUGAGGGAGGUUUAG